CAGUACACAGCCAAGGGAAUUGUUUAGACAAUGGCGUUCUUUAAACAGAUAUAUGUCGUUGCAAAUGGGCUGUCAGGAUGUAAGAAAAGGUUAAUCCAAUCAUGCGAAAAUACCGCGGAAACACUACGAUGUCUUGACAGUAGAAGAUUUAGAUCAAUUCAAUUUAACUUUGUGCAAUUUGUUGUAAAGCGACAAGGACUGCUUAUUUCCGAUCUUGUAAGCUUUCUAAUACACUGAUUUAUAUGGGGUGCAUUUGUCCCAUGGUCACUAUCUGCAGCCCGGCUAGCACCUCCUCAGUGCAAUUAGUCAUUUCGCAAACAUAACGGGAAACAAAUAAGACUGGGAAAGACUGUCAGAAUAGAAGAAGACGAUAGUGAAGGCUGAGAAACAGACCCUAAAACCUUUCAAAAAAGUCCCACAUAACGACCUGAAGACGCAGAGCUGAUUAAGAACGCCUGGUGGUGUUCAUGAAAAAAAAACCUACUUCAACGCAGAAACAAAGGAAGAGAAAAACGCUACAAGCUGUCGGUUCGGUUGUAAACUCUCACUAAAUUCAGGUGUUUGAUAUCAUUGAACAUUAGAUCAAGAAGAUAAAGACUGCAAAAAGUAGCUGGAUACUGAAAUGAGAAAGCUGCUGGUUUUAUCAAACCAUCACGCUAAUUGAACCUAAUAAGUCGAUGCUGUCUGAAGACAGCUUGAACGACAAUCAAACUCAAGAUAGCUAACAAAUUUGCGUCACCGUUGUCAUAGUGAGGUACUUUUCUUGAGUUUAUUAACAGCGUGGGCGGCGAGCUGAAAACUGUUACAUGCUGUUACAAAAACACUAUCUACAUCACCAUGGCGAAUCCAACAAACUAUGAAAAAGUCACAGACUUAGAAAAACACAUUAAACUAGUCUUGUACCUGUUCACGCUAGUACUAGGUGUCAGCGGUAAUACACUGGUACUCGUAAUUUUGGCGCGCAAAAUCCGCCGUGUUUCAAACGAUGUAUUCAUCAUUAAUCUAGCGGUAGCUGACUUAACAUUACUGGUAUUCUCUGUUCCUGUAAUGGUUUUGUAUUAUGGUGAAUUCAAUUCUCCCGAUUUUGUCUGUAAAGUAGUAUGGCCAAUGAUGACGGUAUCGAAUACAGUUAGUAUCUUUACCUUGACAUUAAUGGCUAUAUGUCGAUGUCACGUGAUACUGCAUUCAUUUAGGCCGGAUAUAAGACAGCGUAACAUCUACCGCGCCAUUUCGUUAACUUGGAUUUGUUCAUUAAUUCUUCUGCUUCCGUUGAUGAUAGUUGCGACGUCCAAUCCUGUGGGAGGAUGUAAGGAAGAUUGGCUGUCCAAAAUGGAUGGGAAAAUCUAUACUAUCGUACUUGUUAUAUUACAAUAUGUAUUACCUUUGACGCUCAUUGCUAUUGCUUACGUAUGGAUCGCUGUUGAUCUAUGGAAGCCAAGAAACCUUAACUCAGCAUGGACCGCAACGGAUCGUAAGGGACGUGAAAAAAGACGAAAGGAAAACGUUCAGAUUGUGAAGACAUUGGCAACGAUUGUAGUACUUUUUGCCAUAUGCAUGCUUCCUGGACACAUUGCCUGGCUGUUAGGAGACUUUUACGAUGAAGGAAAGAACAAAGUUGUUGCUGCUGUGAUUCUAAGGUUUUUUGAUAUCUUGGUGUACGUACAUAGUUGUUUAAAUCCAAUAGUGUAUGGGACAUUAACCAAGUAUUUCCGUCGCGAGUAUUCGAGAUAUAUUUCGUAUGUUUUCUGCUGUCGUAAGCAGUUACACUCAAACAACUCGCGUCCGUCUCACAACCCCACACAUGAAAAUAUUUUACCAAGAACUUUGUCCUUGUAGCGAAAUAACUGGAUGACUUAUAAUCAUUGAUGUACUUUAAGGUGGCUCUAAAAAAGUUGUGCAGCCACCUUAAAUAAGUGGUACUUACUUCGGGACUUCCUGUGAGCAUCAUUGAUAGACUCUUGUUUUACUUUGGUUGUCGUUUCUUAUUACUCUACCUGGUGGUGGUGGGGUGAAAAAUAGAGAAAACCAUGAUUUCUCUUUACCCCGUCUCCACACAGACCCCCACCCCACUCCCUCUAGAAAUCUUCAGUAUCAUAAUGAAAAACACAGGGAACCCAAAUCUGUUAAUACGUUAAUAUUUUCUACGAGGAACCAAUUGAACAUUCAGCGUAAAACGCGCUAUAGUAAUAAACUAUACAGUUUUAGUCAUGAAUUUUACUAUUCUUUCCUUUGAUGAAAAAAACAACGGUUGCGGCGAGGAACAUUCAUACUCAAAUUAUUAUAUUAUUGUAAAUAUUAUCUAUAUCCAAUAUAAAAUUAUUGUAUUUAGGCGCAAGACUUCAUCCAAAGAAUUGAAGACGGGUUGACCACGCCUGAAAAUAUUCAGGUCAAUUCAGUGAUUUUUCAAUAAAAUUACUUGUACAUAAAGAAA
This is a messenger RNA of Exaiptasia diaphana, 2431 nucleotides long. RefSeq names its product galanin receptor type 1. The transcript is spliced from 2 exons. The coding region runs from base 838 to 1836 and encodes 332 amino acids. Gene Ontology annotation, cellular component: membrane. The record is from RefSeq and is a predicted model, not a curated record. Gene Ontology annotation, molecular function: G protein-coupled receptor activity. Gene Ontology annotation, biological process: G protein-coupled receptor signaling pathway. NCBI's taxonomy places the organism in Eukaryota, Metazoa, Cnidaria, Anthozoa, Actiniaria, Aiptasiidae.